Molecule: messenger RNA, 817 nt
Organism: Arachis duranensis
Lineage: Eukaryota; Viridiplantae; Streptophyta; Magnoliopsida; Fabales; Fabaceae
Product: 60S ribosomal protein L13a-4
Exons: 3
Coding region: 43-663 (206 amino acids)
Biological process (GO): translation; negative regulation of translation
Cellular component (GO): cytosolic large ribosomal subunit; ribosome
Molecular function (GO): mRNA binding; structural constituent of ribosome
Source: RefSeq, a predicted model, not a curated record
GGGUUCCAAAUUGGGCGUGCAUCUCAUCAGAAGAAGAAAACAAUGGUGUCGGGUUCAGGGAUAUGCGCAGCGCGUGUGGUGGUCGACGCGCGGCACCACAUGCUCGGUCGUCUUGCGUCGAUAGUGGCGAAGGAGCUUCUGAACGGUCAGAAGGUGGUGGUGGUGAGGUGCGAGGAGAUCUGCAUCUCCGGCGGUCUCGUUAGGCAGAAGAUGAAGUACAUGCGGUUCCUCCGUAAGAGGAUGAACACUAAACCCUCUCAUGGCCCCAUCCAUUUCCGCGCUCCUUCCAAGAUCUUCUGGCGCACGGUUCGCGGCAUGAUUCCUCACAAGACGAAGCGCGGCGAAGCUGCUCUUGCUCGCUUGAAGGUUUUCGAGGGAAUCCCUCCUCCUUAUGAUAAGACGAAGAGGAUGGUGAUCCCUGAUGCUCUCAAGGUUUUGAGGCUUCAGAAGGGGCACAAAUUCUGCUUGCUUGGUAGAUUGUCAUCUGAAGUUGGAUGGAAUUAUUAUGAUACCAUCACGGAAUUGGAGAAGAAGAGGAAGGAGAAGGCGCAUUUGUUGUACGAGAGAAAGAAGCAGCUGAACAAAUUGAGGGUGAAAGCUGAGAAGGUUGCUGAGGAGAAGCUUGGUUCCCAACUUGAUAUCCUUGCUCCAGUCAAGUACUGAUUUGGCUUUUGUUAGUGUUUUUAAAUUGAGGUAUAUUUAGUUGAAUCUUCAGCCUUUUUCAUUUUUGUUUUGGUUUUUGAAUUUGUCGUUGGAGCUUAUAAUUUGUUUUGAUGUGAUAAACUGAUAAUCGUGGAAGCUAUAAGCUAUUUUUGUA